Molecule: messenger RNA, 1249 nt
Organism: Dreissena polymorpha
Lineage: Eukaryota; Metazoa; Mollusca; Bivalvia; Myida; Dreissenidae
Product: visual system homeobox 1-like
Exons: 3
Coding region: 1-993 (330 amino acids)
Biological process (GO): regulation of transcription by RNA polymerase II
Molecular function (GO): RNA polymerase II transcription regulatory region sequence-specific DNA binding; DNA-binding transcription factor activity, RNA polymerase II-specific
Source: RefSeq, a predicted model, not a curated record
AUGAUGCACCAUUUACCGUUGGGCUUGUACUACAGCCCGGAACAGCUGAAGAACUUCUACAACACGGAACAACUAAAGAUGCUCUAUGGAAGUGAACACCUCAAGUCGUUCUACGGGCACGAGCAUCUGAAGGCGCUCUACAACCACGAGCACUUUAAGACGCUGUGUAACGCUGAAGCGCAGCUCAAGAGUCUAGUCAGUCAAGAACAUAUGAAGUCUCUCUCCGGAAGUCCGGAGGCCAUCGGAAAGUCGCUGCCAACGUCGCCGUUGAUGGCCGGAAGUCCACCGACCAGCUCACCAUCGGCGUCUUCGAUGUUUUCGAUAGACAACAUCUUGUCACAGAGUCGGCCGAUGCUGACCCACCGGCCAACGCCGACGUAUCCGUACCCUUACCCGCCCGUUCCACAACUCGCACCAGAAAUGUUCGCCGCCGUCUACCAUCCGCUGCAGAGCUUCCUGUCGCCGAUGGAGCUGAUGCGCGCCGGUCAGAAACGGAAGAGACGUCACAGGACGAUCUUCACGGAGGAGCAGCUGGAGGAGCUGGAGACGACGUUCAACAAGACUCACUACCCGGAUGUGCUGCUCCGGGAGGAACUCGCCAUGAAGGUGGACCUUAAGGAGGAGAGAGUCGAGGUUUGGUUCAAAAAUCGUCGUGCAAAAUGGCGCAAGACAAAACGAGAGGAGGAGGCUGCCAGGCGAUCUGAAGAGACGAAGAGAAAACCGUCGCACGCAACUUCCGGUUUGUCGUCGUCUGCUGCGCAGGAAUCGGAACGCGUGCACGUUGAUGUCUGCGAGGAUCGAGAAAUCGCGUCCGAUAACGAGGCUACCGCCGUCUCAGAGAUUUCCUAUUCCUCCAAGGGCAACCGGAAUGACAGUUAUUGUGAAAGUGACGUGUCGAGUCCAUCUAGUCCGUCGAAUUUAGACUGCAACCCCGCUUCCGGUGACGAGCAAGAUUUGUCACAUGAUCGAUCACGUGAGGGAUCGUCUUCUUGAGAACCAACCACUGCCGUUGGUUUUGGUUUUCGAUUUUCUCCCCUGGUUUGAAUACUCACGGUCGGCCAAUCCAGGUCGCGAAGCGCGAAAAUACGCAGUUUGCUGGUUCAGUUCAGUAGCACAGUGCAAAGGUGCCAGUGACGGGAACUAAGCAUGUGUAUCCGCGGCCGGUCAGGCUGUGCGUAGCAAACUCUCGCUCAGAAUACUGCAGAGGCUAAUUGACGCAUAAAUUAGACUUACGUUUCUAAAUAAUUCU